AUGGAGCCGUUCCCAUCUGUAGAAGAUGAAAAUGGUCGCUCUCCUAUCGCUGCUCAAGCAUCAACACCCACCACGCCAACAACCAACAUGGAUCCCUCGACUCCAACCCAGCCUAACAGAACUGCCAACAACCCCCCCAAUGCCUCCUCCUCGACCACUACUCGUCGCCUCCGCAGUGCCUCCCUGAAAUUCCUCGAAUCAAACCCUCCCUCGGGCAUGUGGAUGGCAACUGGGGAUAUCGCUUCUCGCGCUCCAACCCUCAACGAGAUCCGCACAGGCUGCUUCAGUGCUGAUGGCUGGACGGAGGAAGGCCAGUUGGAACGUAGAGGAAGCACGGCCCACGAGAUCCAGCGUCGGAAAUUGUCCAGAGCAAAAACCUUUGGCGCACGCAUUGCUACAUCUACGCAGUUGAAUGCUUUCCAGGAGCACGAACAUGAGGUGGAGCUCCAGCGGUGUUCUACAGAUCCCCUAUGGGGCAGCCGCAGCAAUGAUAAUACGACGGCAAAAACGGAAACGAAGCAAAGGGAUGAGGAUAUAUCAGCCCCAUCCGGCAGACAGCCACAGACAGUAUCUGAAAAAAACGCCAUAAAUGCCAAAUCCGCCCAGGCAGUAAAAACAACCUUGGCUGCUCCCAUCCCCGAUGAAACAGGCACAUAUCCCAACGGCUACCGCUUCCCGCCAAAACACACAUGGACCCAGGCCACAAUAAUCGGCCUCAGGGGCUUUGCCCGCUUCGUAAUCACCCCCUUCGGCUUUCUGGUGACGCUCUACGGCCUCAACAUCGUAGCAUGGGGCGCCAUGAUCUUCUUCCUGCUCCUCAACGUAGCGCCCGCCAUGUGCAACCCAAGUUGCACCGCAGCAGAAUCCGCCCGGCAAAUCUGGAUAGAAAUCGACUCGCAGAUCCUCAACGCGCUGUUCUGCGUCACGGGCUUCGGUCUCAUCCCCUGGCGCUUCAGAGACUUCUAUUACCUCCUCCAAUGGCGAGUGAUGCACAACCAUGACGCCCUGCGCAAGCUCGCCGGUGUCCAUCGGGGCUGGUUCAGACUGGCCGGCAGCGAGAAACUGCCUGGUGAUCUCGGGCCGCCACCCGUUACAUCCACCUCCCCGCCUUCCCCGCCGUCUUCUUCCACCAAGAACAAGAACGGAAACAACAAUUACAACAUGGCAUACCCUUACACAGACGACGAAGAACUAACCCAGCUCCUCCUCCAAAACCCCUCCCUCCCGCUCCCGCCGACCUCCAUCCCCCCAGCACCCCUAACAGGCGCCCGCGCCCCACCCACAAAACCCUUCCUCAUGGACCUCCUCGUCUGGAUGUACGUCAUCAACACAGCCCUGCAAGCCGGCCUCGCGGGGAUCAUGUGGGGGCUGAACAGGUUCACGCGGCCCAGCUGGGCGGUAGGGUUUCUUAUUGCUGCAGGCUGUGUUACUGGGAUGGUUGCGGGUGGGAUUGCGUUUUGGGAGGGGAGGAGGGUUAAGAUGGUUGAGGGGGUUUCGGUUGAGGAGGAGGCGGAGGAGGAUGAGGGCGGAGAUGAUGAAGAGGGGAGAGGAGGGGAAGGCGCAAGGGCGGAGGAAGGGUUGGGGUUGCACCUGGAGCUGACGCGGACGCGGACGCGGACGAAAUCUUGGAAGAGGGCGCAGUGGUAUCGGCGGCUUUGA
Molecule: messenger RNA, 1659 nt
Organism: Blastomyces gilchristii SLH14081
Lineage: Eukaryota; Fungi; Ascomycota; Eurotiomycetes; Onygenales; Ajellomycetaceae
Exons: 1
Coding region: 1-1659 (552 amino acids)
Source: RefSeq, a predicted model, not a curated record